UUCUGUACAGCUCUCUCAGGCCGGUGAUCUGAUCAUUGAAAUCUAUCUGGAGAUGAAGAUACCUGACUGCUGCAUAACUCUCAAAGUGUCUCCCACCAUGUGUGCUGAGGAGCUGACCAAUCAGGUUCUGUACAUGAGGAACGUCCCAGCUGGGGACAAAGACGUCUGGAUGACGUUCGAGGCCAUCGAGGAUGGUCAGCUGGAGCGUCCGUUACACCCCAAAGAGAAGGUCCUGGAGCAGGCUCUGCAGUGGUGUAAGAUGGCUGACCCGAGCUCCGCCUACCUGGUGGUGAAGAGGGUCCCUAAAGGAGAAGGCAUCACUCUCCUCACCUCUUAUAAGAGCGAGAUCAUGAAGGUGGGUCUGCUGAGGUGUCGCGAGGAGCCUCCGAAACUCCUUCAGGGAACCAGGUUCCAGGAGAGAACGUUCCAGAUUCGACACCACAAACUGCUGCUGCUCAAAGACAAGAAGAGCAUCAAACCUGAGAAGGAGUGGGCUCUGAAGUCCUUAAAGAUCUACAUCGGCAUCCGCAAGAAGCUGAAGGCUCCAACCAGGUGGGGCUUCACAGUGAUGUCAGACAAACACCAGCUGUACCUGUGCUGCAGCAGCGAGGCCGAGCUGUGGGAUUGGAUCACGAGCCUUCUCAGAGCUCAGAACGAUGACCCGGGUCCUCCAGUGCUGCGCCGCCACUCCUCCUCUGACAUCUCCAAGCAGAAGUUUGGAACGAUGCCGCUCGUCCCCAUCAGAGGAGACGAGAGCAACAGCAGCAUGCUGUCGGCCAAUCAGACACUGAGGAAACUACACGACCGGAGAACUCUCUCCAUGUACUUUCCCAUGAAGGUCCAGCAGGACUCGUUCGAGGAACGCUCGGAGUCUCCUGACCUGCCUGAGCCGCUCUACGAGGAGGUCGGCGACUUCGGCCUGCAGGUCCUGAAGUCUCUGGAGACCAGCUUCCUGUCCAGCAGCAUCGCAGAGACCCAGGAAGUGCCAGACCACCCCCCACUCAGGUUGGUUCCCGUGGAGUCCAGAGAUUUGGAUCACAUGAUCAUCCCGGAAGUAGUCCGGAUGGCGAGAGGCUCCGUGGAGACUCUGGAGCAGAGCAGCAGCAGUAGCGGAGGAGCCGGCGGAGGCGAUGGAGAUGCAGGCUCUCCAGAUUCAGAUGCCGCCAGCCAGCCUGCAGUGAGAAGCAGGCAGACGCUGAUGGGAGUCUGCACGCCAUCGCAGGAACUGCUCCUGCAAGAGCUGUCCACCGCCUUCAUCAAGAAUACCACGGAGGAGGAGCGGGAGGAAGAGGAGAGGCCCUACGAUGUCUGAGGACAAAACGGUGGGGUCACAUGAUCUCCCUCCAUUCACAGCACGCCAGCAGUCGACCCAAGGUGGCCAUUCAGGUUACAGAGAUAACGAUCACAUGACCUCAUACAGGACCCGUCAGGCAGACUUUACUGUAAAAGCUGCAGCUGAGGAGGGCCAUGUGAUGCGGCCGCCUGUAGGUGAUUGGAGCUCAGUUCGGGGCUGUGCUAACAUCAGCGGCUCUCUGACUUUUUCAGCCUGUGUGAAGCGUCCUCUGCAACCAGGAGAGGGCGCCGUAUCAGUUUGUACUUAACAGACUGAGAGCUGAGUCGUUCUCUUUAUGUAACAGGAAGUUUGAUCACACGUGUUUAAUUGUGAAUGACUCACAAACGGUGAAAAAUGUUUUUAUGAUAUUUUAAUGUUUCCAACAAGUCUAAUCUGAUAUCUCAAAGCAGUAACCUUCUCUAAACUGUCAGUUCAAAUACUCGAUGAAGCUCACACAGGUAAAGGAGGAAGGUGUCACGGGACUCAGUAACAGGUAACCUGCAGCGCUGUUCCUGCGUAUGUGUUUAAAUAAAGUUAGAAGAGAAUAAGUGACAGAGAGCCGGCUUCAGUGACGACUCUGGGAUUACACAUCAGAUUACACAAACGAUGACAUCAUAGAAACGCAGCGCUGUGAAGAUUAAAUUGAAGUAAACGAGCUGCAACAUGUGGAACAAAUCAAACUGUGAACACAGUUGGUCACAUCUAAACGCAGGCGCCUCAUUGGUCAGUUCUACACGUCUGUGUGUAAAGUGACCAAUGAGGCGCCUGCCUCAGUCUUAAAUUGGCUGUCUGGAAGUCAUGCAUUGGUUUGGCGCCUCCUGCUGGGACAGUGUAACGUGUUCUUCCUGUCGCUCUGUCAGCGCUAAUGCUGCAUUUCCUGUGAGGACUUCAUAAUAAAAGUCAUGUGAUGAUCCAGCUGGAGUUCAUAGUACUGCAGUACUUCCAUCAGUUAUCACUUUGUAUUAGUUUGGAAGCUGUAUGAACAUUUUUAUAGACGUGUUAUUCAUAUAAAAACACUUGUAAACAUAUCUGCAGUAACACACACGUGUGUAUUUAUGGGAGUGUUUCCCAGUAGCCACAGUGUUCCAGUAAAGCUGCUGGUGAGGACAGACUGGCCUCACUGGUUUGUGUUGCUGAAACCUCCGUGUGCUCAUGUUCCUGUACAGAUUUGGGAUGUGUUAUUAAACUGCUGGUUUGCUGCAAA
This is a messenger RNA of Neolamprologus brichardi, 2537 nucleotides long. NCBI's taxonomy places the organism in Eukaryota, Metazoa, Chordata, Actinopteri, Cichliformes, Cichlidae. The record is from RefSeq and is a predicted model, not a curated record.